Messenger RNA from Pseudovirgaria hyperparasitica, 2769 nucleotides. RefSeq lists its product as uncharacterized. Bases 1 to 2769 code for a protein of 922 amino acids. The record is from RefSeq and is a predicted model, not a curated record. The transcript has 5 exons. Gene Ontology annotation, cellular component: fungal-type vacuole membrane; vacuolar transporter chaperone complex. NCBI's taxonomy places the organism in Eukaryota, Fungi, Ascomycota, Dothideomycetes, Acrospermales, Acrospermaceae. Gene Ontology annotation, biological process: polyphosphate metabolic process; vacuolar transport; vacuole fusion, non-autophagic.
AUGUCUAAUCUCUCUUUCCAAUUGCCAGAUAAUGUCGACUAUGACGAGAUCAAGCGCGUAAUCAAAGAGAAUACCACUCCUGGCCACGGCAAGGCUGUCUCCAUUCCCGGCCACGGCGAUCCCGUCGAGCGGCGCUUCGAGGACGAAUUGAUCGAGCUGUUUGAGCAGGAACAACGCCGUGUUGAUUUGUUCGUGAGGACAAAGUCUGGCGAAAUUGAUCGGAGACUGGUUCAUCUGGGCCAGCAGAUCAGUCGCCUUGCUGGGCGCGAGAAGUCGCUCAGUCGCGCGAGAAUCCCGGCCAGGCGCCUCGAGCGCUAUGCCAAGUUGGAGGAUGACGUACUCAAAGUCGGCCAAGAGCUAAACGGCCUGUCGAGAUACCUCAAUGCUCAGCGCACCGCUUUCCGGAAACUGCUAAAAAAAUACAGAAAAUGGACUGGCAACGACACCCUGCACACCACCGUCAAAGACCUCGUCAUGGAUCAGCCGGGGAGCUGUUGGAAACUGGAUCUGUCGCCCAUGUUUGAUCGCUACACCGAGCUGCUUCAAUUCAUACGCAGCGCCUUUGAGCCCUCGGCUACCGCCUCCCUGGCUAGUCGAUUCACAAGUGGGAGAGAGACUAUUCCUGCGAACACGCUACAGGCCAUCGCUUCCAUCCAAAAUGCUGUCGACGCACACUCGGAGCUGGACUUUGACCUGUCCUUGGCCACCACUCCGUUCGGCCACCGAGGGGGCAAGGCGAUCUACUGGGUCAAUCCAGAGUCGGCAAUAGAGCUGCAGGUUCUGCUGUCGCGCCAUAUGCGCCUGCUGGUGCCCCAGGCGAAGCUGAGAUCCUCGCCCUUUGCUUCAGAACUCUCCUCGCCCAUUGACUCGCCCACACGCAGGCAGUCCAUCCCAGGUGCCGAAGGCGAGGACAAGGGAGACCAUGUCGGCACACUGAUUCUCGACAACGAGCGUCGCUAUGCCGAGCAAGAGAUUGGAAAGACAAUCGAGGACAACGAAGGCGUGCCGGGCAGGACGCCAGCAAAAGCUCUGGGCCAAGUCUGUUGGUCCUCUGCCGGCGAGGCUGCCAUGGCCGUUGGCCUUAAUUCCGGCCAUGAGACGGACGCCACUGUUACGAUGCCCGCCAAGACCAAGCGCAAGCAUCUGCAUGACCUCUUGGACGUCUCGAGGCCGUUUAGCCGGCACGCCUCGUCGGCCAUGCUGCGCGACUACUACCUUGACGACGACACCACAGACAAUGACGCGGCGACCAGUGUCAGAGACUGGCUGUCCCACCACAGCGAAGUGACUCCUAUCGCUGCACAUUGCGCAAAGAGAACUCGUUUCCUAGGCCUGACCAACAACUCUUCCCGUGCCGUCUGGGCUACCCUGGACCAGGAUGUGCACUUUAAGCGGACAGAGAUUGCGGAUGUGUGUGAGGCGGAAUGGUCCAGGAAUAUGCGGCAGAACAGCGCACGCUUCCCGCAUUGUGUGCUGGAAGUGCGCCACGAGGGCUUUGAAUCGGCCGAGCUCGUGAACAUCCUGGACAACAGCCACCUGACGGAGCGUGUUCGUGGCUUUUCGCUCGAGACCCACGCCGUUUGGGAGUGUUGCCAGCCCAAGUCGAUGCCGCCUCCUUUCUGGAUGUCCAUUGUCAACAACGCCAUCAGCAAUGUGCCGGAGGAGGAGCGGCAGCGGCGCCCACGACGACUGGCGAGCUUGACUACUGGCGGCGCCGCAGCAGCAGACAUGGCUUCCAUAUCCGCAUCCUCGACCACGGCCACGGACGGGGAUCUGACCAACGUGAGCACUCCACGCACGAGCCGAGGCGGCAAUACCUCUAACACGUCCGCUCCCGACCAGCUGGAGACGCCGACGCUGAGUGCGUUUAGGAAGAAACGUAGACGAAACCUGCCGCUGCGGAAAGACAGCUUUACCGAACAGUCUGAGAUUGAUGGUCUGGAGCGGCCGGGGGGGUACUGGAACGAGUACGACCAUCCCGAGGAGGGAUCGGCCGACGACGACGCAUAUGUGAUAUACUUGGAUCCCAACGCCUCGAAUUUCCCGGGCGAAGAGUACCUGCGAGCAGCGCUUGCGAGGGUCACGGCCUGGCUCGGCGGCGGCGUCGGCGGCAGCAGCAGCGCACAGGCUGGUGAAGAUGUCGAGUCACAGCAGCGGCGCCUCCUCCUUUCCUCGCCGACGAGGAGUGACGACGUUGACGAUUUCGAGUCGAGCGAUGAUGAGAGGCCGCUGAUGGAUGGUGAAGUUUCGUCUCGGAGGCGAUCCAACGGCUAUUACCACCACUAUGGGACCUGGACCAGCAACGACGGUCAUGCCGUAGCGACGACGACAGGAGGCCCAAAGAGCAUCUAUCAAGGCCUGUUCAAGGCAUUUACGUCGUCGAAUGAUGCCGCCGCCACCACCGCCCCUCACAGCCGGCGUUUGGGUAAUCAUGCAGAACCGUUUAUGAGCGUGGAAGCCCGGUACCGCGAACGAGAGCAGCACAAAUAUCGGCUCUAUGUGACCAGUCUGGGCGCUGCAGCCACAAUCGUUGCGAUCCUCGUCUUCCUCGCCACCACCAGCCGCCACAAGUACCGCGGCGAGGUCGACACGGUGCUCGUUGUCGGGAUCCUUGCAAAUCUGGCCUUUGCCUUUGGCGGCGUGGGCUACAUGAUGAGCCGGCAGGACGUGCUGCCCUGGUGGCAUCGCGGGCUUGUGGCGGCCGUGUUUGUCGGCGUCUGCGUCGUGGACGGCAUGCUGCUCAUCUGGCCCUUUACCGCCGUCCCGUGA